This is a messenger RNA of Pyricularia oryzae 70-15, 292 nucleotides long. RefSeq lists its product as uncharacterized. Lineage: Eukaryota; Fungi; Ascomycota; Sordariomycetes; Magnaporthales; Pyriculariaceae. The record is from RefSeq and is a predicted model, not a curated record. The transcript is spliced from 5 exons. Bases 1 to 237 code for a protein of 78 amino acids.
AUGGCAAAGUCUGAUAAGAGCGGUGAUGGGAAAAUAGACAAGAUCGGGUUUAAUGUAGUUGGUAACAACCUUGGUCGUCGGAUGCUACUUCGGAAACGUCGAAAGGGAGAGACGGAAAGAUUGCAGAGUAGUGCGAGACGCGCGUAUUGUAGAGGACGGGACGCUACGCUAUCGGAGCGUGUAACCGAGCGCGUGAAAGACUAUUGGAACUCUGGUUCAAGCAAAUACAUUGACUAGACUAGAUAGAAAUUUAAGUCAAAAUCCGGGUGAGCCACAUAAACCAAAAGACUCC